This is a messenger RNA of Acanthaster planci (crown-of-thorns starfish), 369 nucleotides long. Its product is annotated as histamine N-methyltransferase-like. Lineage: Eukaryota; Metazoa; Echinodermata; Asteroidea; Valvatida; Acanthasteridae. The record is from RefSeq and is a predicted model, not a curated record.
AUGACCACCCUGACAGAUAGUUGUGGCGUGUUGCGGUUGUGGAAUCACUUUCCACGUUUCCAGGACAACCUGCUCAAAUUGAUCAGCACGACCCACCUGCUCGAAUACCUGGACGGUCGAGGCAUCGCGUACACGGAGCACUGCCAGCCGUCGCGAGUCGACGUCACCGAGUGCUUCGACGAAACGUCGGAGAAGGGCGGCCGUGUGCUGGACGCUCUCCUUCACAUCCUGAGGUUCAGAGAGACGGCCUCGUUUGAGCUGCAGGCGGAGGUCAUGAAUUGUCUGGCCAGUUGCUCCGAGAAGAGCGGGAGCCGGGUCUUCUUAACCAAUGACUGGGAUGCAGUCGUUGCGAGCAAGCCAGCCGAGUAG